This is a messenger RNA of Opisthorchis viverrini, 219 nucleotides long. RefSeq lists its product as hypothetical. The annotation marks the transcript as partial. The record is from RefSeq and is a predicted model, not a curated record. The transcript has a single exon. Lineage: Eukaryota; Metazoa; Platyhelminthes; Trematoda; Opisthorchiida; Opisthorchiidae.
AAAUUCAUUGUUGUUAACAGUGGUCAUGAACUCAGCCAGCCAAUAUUGGACAAAUUGCAGUCGAUGAUUUGCGAGCUGUCCGAAAGUAAGCAUAAUUCUUCACACGACCAGAAGAAAUCCGUGACUGCCGGUCGCGAGCUGCCAGAGAGCAAAAAUGUGUUAACCAUCACGGAUACAACGUCUCUGGAAACAGAACGUGCGGAUACGGUGACAGAUUAU